Molecule: messenger RNA, 1399 nt
Organism: Asterias rubens (European starfish)
Lineage: Eukaryota; Metazoa; Echinodermata; Asteroidea; Forcipulatida; Asteriidae
Product: acetylcholine receptor subunit beta-like
Exons: 4
Coding region: 116-1093 (325 amino acids)
Biological process (GO): monoatomic ion transmembrane transport; regulation of membrane potential; nervous system process
Cellular component (GO): neuron projection; membrane; synapse
Molecular function (GO): transmembrane signaling receptor activity; neurotransmitter receptor activity; extracellular ligand-gated monoatomic ion channel activity
Source: RefSeq, a predicted model, not a curated record
UCUUUCCAUUUAGGAUUCAAGACAACAAAGUCUGUAUUCCGCUGCUUCAUUCUCAGUGCAAUGGGAGGAUGAGAGACUGAGCUGGAACCCUGACGACUACGGUGGUGUUGAGUACAUGAUUGUGAAUACAAAUGAGAUAUGGUACCCCCGACUGAUCAUGCGCAAAGAUUAUGCACGAAUUGGAGUUAUCGGAGAUUCGACAGAAUCCUUGCUGAUGUACAACGGUAAGGUGAACACGAUGAACAUGAUAGAGUAUCACUCCUCCUGUUUCUUAAAGCAGGGUAAAUUCCCGUUCGAUAGUCAAACUUGUGAUGUAUUAGUUGGACUAACCACCACACCCGAUUCCCUCGUGAGGUUGUUACCUCGUCUGACUAAGGACUACCGGCUCAGCAUUGUUAAUGACUGGAAGCUGCUUGACGUAACAAUCCAACCAUUCAAAUUAAAAUGCGCCAAUUUCGAGGUAGACCACUCAGAAGCUACAUCAGUCGAGUGGGUAACAUCACCUGUGAUUGGUGAUCCAAGAUGCAUGUAUACAAUCGAUAUCAGGAUAAGUAUAUCUCUCCAACGCGAAUGGGUGGCUUAUAUAUAUUCAGUGAUAGGUCCAUCCGCCUUUCUGGGCAUCAUCGCAGCCGCCAUCUUUUGGCUUCCGCCGGACUGCGGUGAGAAGCUUUCCUUUGGCGUGUCUUUACUUUUAGGCUUCGUGGUGUUUCAGACGCUGGUCCAGGGAGCGCUUCCGGAAGGCGGCAACGGGGAGCCCCCGGCCGCGCUGUCUUUCAUUGUCAUUACCUUCUUCUUGUGUGGUUGCUCUGUGCUGUUGACUGCCGUGACGCUCACCUUACACAACUGGGAGGUCCCCAAGGAGAAGAAGAAGAAGGAGAAAGUGUUUUGUGUGAAUCUCGGCAGUACGAGCUCACAAGAAGAGAACAAUUACGACUUGGGGCGUGAUGGAGACGCUUUGGAAGAUGAGAUAUCAAAGGAAACAGUCGCCACUAACUGGAAGAGGAUUGCACAUCGUCUCGAUAUGCUUGGGUUUGUUUUGUAUGUCGGCGGCUUUUUCGUGAACAUAAUCAUUUUCGUAAUGUCUGCGACUUAGUAGCCCAUGGUCCAAAUUAAAUUCCCAGAGAACCGUCGAAAUCAUCGACAAAAUUCGCGGAUAAAAUUAUACAACAACUAACCAUUCGUUGUGAGUAGCUAGAAACAAAUUAAUGUUUGAUGGAUUAUUGGCGACUAUUAUUAUUAUUCAUAUCUUUUUGUAUUAUGCGUGUUUGGUGAGCUGGAAAGGGUAUUGACUGAAGUUUGUGUAGAAGUAUUUUGUCAUAGUUGUAUUAAAAUUGAGAAUUUGUACAGAUCAUAGCCCAGGGGUGGAUUUCACAAAGAGUUAGGACAAGUCUUAUCUCGA